AACUGGGUUGCUGUCGUUCGAGUUUCAACACACAUCUUCAAGCGUUUAUCCUUCUUUUCCAUCAGCCAAAACCCACACAAUGACUGAGCAAACUUACAAGUUCAAGGUUGGCAUGAGCUGCAGCGGAUGCAGUGGGGCUGUAGACAGAAUCCUCAAAAAGACCCAAGGCGUAUCCUCUUACGACAUAUCACUGGAAAACCAAACAGUCGUCGUCAAGUCGACGCUUAGCCAGAAUGAAGUCUUUGAGGCUAUCAAAAAGUCGGGAAAGCCCGUUGAGGCCAUUUAGUGUAUGUAGGAGAGCACGAAGUUGGGGGUGCUUUGGAAGUCUGCGUGUUGGUAGCGAUGGUUCUCUAGCAUCGCAAUCCCGGUUAGGGUAGCUGGUUAUGUUAGAUGGUUCAAGGCAUGUAGCGCGAAUAGAUGCUGCGAUUAACCACAGAAUUCACACAAAAGAGUGAAAAUCUAGCAGGGUAGCUAUAAAAGAACUCUGGUGCGUUGAAAUUGUUGAACAGAUGUUAUGCCAGGUCGCAAAUCCAUCAACAGUCUUGUC
Messenger RNA from Spizellomyces punctatus DAOM BR117, 547 nucleotides. RefSeq lists its product as uncharacterized. Gene Ontology annotation, biological process: copper ion transport. Lineage: Eukaryota; Fungi; Chytridiomycota; Chytridiomycetes; Spizellomycetales; Spizellomycetaceae. The transcript is spliced from 3 exons. The record is from RefSeq and is a predicted model, not a curated record. Gene Ontology annotation, cellular component: cytosol. Gene Ontology annotation, molecular function: copper chaperone activity; metal ion binding. The coding region runs from base 80 to 286 and encodes 68 amino acids.